AAGAAUGAAGACGAUGAAGUGAAACGACGCGCAGAUGCCGAAGCUGCAUUUAGUGCGUGGUUAAAUCGCAAAAAAAAUUCCCCAAAAGGACCUCGAUUUUCUCCAACAAGGGAACAAAUAGCUCAACAUUUGCGGGAAGAUGCUCGUCAUAGGUUUUUCAACACUUGGUGGGCUAAAUCUCAAAAAACUUUGCAAAAUAAAACCGAAAAUUUGGAAAACAACCCGAUGCAUCGAUGA
Dracunculus medinensis (Guinea worm) is the source of this 237-nucleotide messenger RNA. The record is from the annotation of a GenBank genome assembly. NCBI's taxonomy places the organism in Eukaryota, Metazoa, Nematoda, Chromadorea, Rhabditida, Dracunculidae.